Molecule: messenger RNA, 4998 nt
Organism: Stegostoma tigrinum
Lineage: Eukaryota; Metazoa; Chordata; Chondrichthyes; Orectolobiformes; Stegostomatidae
Product: protein lyl-1-like
Exons: 4
Coding region: 252-1367 (371 amino acids)
Biological process (GO): regulation of transcription by RNA polymerase II
Molecular function (GO): DNA-binding transcription factor activity, RNA polymerase II-specific; RNA polymerase II cis-regulatory region sequence-specific DNA binding; protein dimerization activity
Source: RefSeq, a predicted model, not a curated record
GUGGCUUCCUUAUCAGUGCGGUACAGGCAGCCUCGAUCUCUUAUCCGUGACUGCACCUUGCAAGACUGUAUCCUUUCCUGGUCUUUACAUAGGAAAUCUGCACAAUCCAGGCACUCCAGAGGAAAAAAAAACUUAAAAGCACACAAAUGGAGGCUGAAGAAAAUGGCUCUGUCCAGAUCCCCUCAGACCAGAGAGGCUAAACCGGAGGGGAUUGCUGCAGUGGCACACUUACAGUUGGCAGAAGAAGAAAGAUGAUGGAGAAAUUCGAGUCCUGUCCAUCCCCAGAUACCGGAGACUCCCGCAGUCCCAUGAAGACAGAGCCGAGACAAAUUAGUGAGUCCCUGACUGACGAGGGAGAUGCAAGGCAAACCACGGCCCAAGCUGCUUCUGACUCUACCCCCGGGGAGCGCACUCAGUCAAGCAAGCAAGAGACAUCAGAGCCCGUUUCCAUGGAAACCCCUUUGAGCUCCUCAGGAAGCCUGCCGCCGGAGGUACCAGUGAUCAGCCUGGGUCACAGCAAGCUCCACCCGGGUGCGCAAAGCCCCCAGGUUAACGGAGGGGCCAGGAUGGUGCAGACCACUGAACUGACGACCCUGCACCCCAUCCCAUCCCUCGUCCAGUGCUCCGACAGCAGGAUGGUGCGACUCUCCAACCACCCAGUGGGGUCCCUGCCGAUUCACGGCCCUCUCCUUGCCACCCAGUACCAGCCUCACGGCCUGAUCAACAGUGCAUAUAUUGGAGCAGCCAGCACUUUCAGCAUGUUCCCAGCUAACAGGAUCAAGAGAAGGCUUUCAAGCCAUUAUGAAAUGGAGGUGCAUGAUGGGCCUCCUCAGAAAGUGGUGCGUCGAAUGUUCACCAACAGCCGAGAGCGCUGGAGACAGCAGAAUGUCAACGGGGCCUUCUCAGAUCUACGCAAGCUCAUCCCGACCCACCCCCCCGACAAAAAGCUCAGCAAGAACGAGAUCCUGAGGCUGGCCAUGAAGUACAUCAACUUCCUGGUGAAGCUGCUCAAUGACCAGACGGUGCAAGAGGAUCUCGAGGCGAAACUCCGACCUCCCCUCAGGAAGAAUGGUAUGUGCGGCUCCCACAGCCCGGACUCUCCCCACCGGGACACGGCGACGGACAGAGCUCCCCCUCCUGAAUCCUUAACCGUCCCCCAAAAGUUGGGCCUGAUAGCGAUGCCAGCCAUGGCCCUGAGAAGGCAACUGUCAUCAGUCACCACCGCAACCACCUCACCUUCGUCCAGUUGCUAUGGCGAUGGAGGGAGCCCAAACACUGAGGAGGAGGAUCAGGAACAUUUGAUAAAGACAGAGCGAGAAACGCAGGAGCCGAGUCUGGUCUCUGCAUUGGCCACAGCUCAUCGAUGAUGAACGGAAAUUGGCAAGGGAUAACAAGAAAGAGAGAAGGGGAAUGUCAAGCCCAGACUCCAAUUCCCACCAUUGGUUCAAUCCUGCUUGGACUGGGUUCGGAGAGCAUUCCGAGUUGAACGUUUAGUGCCAAGGUGGAGAACUGGAAGGUAGCUUUAGUUCCCACCCUGAGUGGCACAUCAGCGAAGCCUAUCUUUGUCAAUCCAGAGGCCUGUUCUCUUCGAGUGACCCAGGCAAUAAUGACCAGGUGAGGACCCAACACACAAGGCCUGGGGCAACAUGGAGAGUAUUGAUUCUAAGACAAUGCCAUGUAUUUUGUUGACAAAGUCUCUUCUGUGAAGGUGAAACCAUUUAGCCGAAAGGUAAAAUGUUCCAGUGUGUCAGGAACAGCACUUGGCAUGGUGCCCUGUCCAUUAACACAUGGAGGAUAUUAGGUCAUUUCAAGUGUGAUAUUGUAUGACAGACCACAGAUAUGUGAUGGCGUGAGGAGUCUGGUUGGUGGAAAACCUCAUUUCCCCCCACCCCAUCACCUUGAGUUGCAGGAGGUAGUUUCCCUGCCUCUGAGUCAAUAACCCUGAGCUCGACCAACUUGAGGACUUGAUAGUGUGGCCAAACAAGUAGAGAACUGCAGGUUUUUCCCGCUGACACCAGUAGUGGGCGCUAAGGGCAGGCGAGAUUCCUGGCCAGCCAUAGGACAGGAUGAAACUGAGCAUCACCAUCGAGGUGGUAACAUGCUUUACAUUAAAAAAAAUGCAAAUUGCCAAAGCAGCUUCCCAUGUGAACUGGAGGACACCACCGCCAGCUCACGCUGUCAAUUAUGUGGGGGUGGGUGGGGGGUAGGGAAUGGAUAGGGAGUGAAGAAAUGCCUCCACGCACCAUGAGAAAUGAUCCCCUCAUUCUCGGUGAGUGUGCUGAGGUGCUGUGCGCUGAGAAAAUCUUCCCCCGGCUCAGUUUUUGCCUCCCGCUGAUGCCUCAGGUUAUUGAGGGAUGCUAAGUGGGGCUGGAUCGUUGUGUGUCAGCCCAUUCAUUAUCUUAGAUACACACGCUCCUGCAAGAGAGCUUUUGUUUAUAUAGGAGUUGUGAGGUCCUGAGCCAAUUUUCAAAUUGAUGAAUCUUAUGUAAACCAGUAUCUAAAGCAUGGUGGCUCAGUGGUUAGCACUGCUGCUUCACCCACACCAGUGACCUGGGUUCGAUUCCAGCCUGGGACAACUGUCUGUGUGGAGUUUGCCCAUUCUCCCUGUGUUUGUGUGGGGGUUUCCUCUGGGUGUUCUGGUUUCAUAGAGUCAGACAGCACAUGAACAGACCUUUCGGUCCAACCAGUCUGUGCUGACCAUAAUCCCAAACUAAACUAGGCCCACCUGCUUGGCCCAUAUCCCUCCAAACAUUUCUUAUUCAUGUACUUACCCAAAUGUCUUGUAAACUUUUGUGACUGUACCUGCAUCCACCACUUCCUCUGGAAGUUCAUUCCACACUCACUAUGUAAAACAAUUGCCCUCCCAUCUUAAAAAUAUGCCCCCAGUCAUGAAAUCCCCCAACUGAGGGAACAAACACCUGCUAUUCACCUUAUCUAUGCCCUUCAUGAUUUUAAAAAUCUCUGUAACGUUACUUCUCAGUCUCCCAUGCUCCAGUGAAAAUGAUCCCAGCCUCUCCUAUCCUUCCCCAAUCCAAAGAUAUGCAGGUUCGGUGGAUUGGCCAUGGUUAAUAUGAGGAUAGGGGACAGGGUUGGGUGUGGGUCUGAAUGGGAUGCUUUUCGGAGGGUUGGUGCAGACUCUGUGGGCUCAAUGGCCUCAUUAGGGAUCCUCUGAUCUGAUGUGGACAGAAUAGUGUAAUAAUUAUUUCUCAGAAGCCUUUUCAUUGUAAUCGUAGAAGGCCGUUUAGGAUUGAGAUGAGGACAGAUUUUUUUUCAGUCAGAGAAUGAUGAAUUCACAACCAUUGAAGGCCAAAUCAUUGAGUCUAAUUCAGAAAAAGAUAGACUUUUUUUAGAUUUUUAAAGGAUUCUAAGGAUAUAGGGAGAAAGCGGCAAGUGAGAUAGAGAACCAGCCAAGAUCUGAUUGAAUUAUGGGCUAGGUUUGGAAGGCCGAAUGGCCUGCUCCAAGUUUCUGUGUUUUUAAUGUCAUCAUCAGCUGACUACCAAUGUGGAAUGUGAGUGGGUUUUGCAGGGUUCGGAGGAGAACAGAUCUGGAAAGCCUUGAUUAGUGCUCUGCUAUAUCGACUUUUGCAUGAGGUGAUCUCCGCCCUGCCCGAAAUCAAGUGCAACUUUUGGUUAGAAAAUUUUAGACAAUUUUUUUCAACAAGUUAAUGUACCAGGAUGUGGGUGUUGCUGGCUGAGCCCAGCAUUUAUUGCCCGUCCAUUGUUGCCCCUUGAGAAGGUGGUGGUGAGUCGCCAUCACAUAGGCUGACCCACAAUGCCAUUAGGGGGAGAAUUCAAGGAUUCUGACCCAGUGACAGUGAAGGAACAGUAAUAUAUUUCCAAGUCAGGAUGGUGAGUGGCCUUGGAGGGGAACUUGCAGGGGGUGCUGUUCCCAUGUAUCUGCGGCUGUCGUCCUUCUAGUUGGAAGUGGUUGUUAAUUUGGAAGGUGCUGUGUGGGGAUCUUUGGUGAAUUUCCGCAGUGCAUCCUGUAGAUGGUACACACUGCUGCUCCUGAGCGUUGGUGGCGGAGGGAGUGGAUGUUUGUGGAUGUGAUGCCAAUCAAUCGAGGCCUGCUUUGUCCUGGAUGGUGUCAAGCACAUUGAGUAUUGUUGGGGCUGCACUCAUCCAGGCAAGUGGGGGGUAUUCCAUCACCCUCCUGACUUGUGCCUUGUAGAUAGUGGACAGACUUUGGUGAGUCAGGAGGUGAAGGAUUCACUGAAGGAUUCCUAGCCUCUAUCCUGUUCCUGUAGGCAAUAGUAUUCAUGUGGCUAGUCCAGUUCAGUUUCUGAUCAAUGUUAACCACCAGGUUGGAUGUGGAUGGUAAUAUUGAGGUGGCAUGGUUAAAUUAUCCUUUUGGAGAUGGUCAUUGCCCACUACUUGUGUGAUGCAGAUGUGACUUGAGAUCAGGUAAGGCAAGGGAACCUUUGUUGGAUGUAAGAGUCCUACAUAAACAUUGGCUAUACAGGCUCACUCUCAUUCCUACUGAGAGCUGGUCCAUGGGAUGGAGUUAGCUCCUGGCAUUCUGAGGCCACAGACCUCUCUGAUUGAGGUCACAUGCAUUGGAGGUACUUCAAAAGAGAUUUGCUGGAUUGAAAGCUGGAACAAGUGGGUCGUCUUAUGAGCAAAGUUUAGAUGGGUUGGACUUGUUGCUGCUAGAAUUUAGUAAAGUGAGGCAGUGAUUUGAUUGAAGUACACAGAAUCUCAAAAAUCCUUGACAAGCUGGACUCAGAGUGGCUCAGCGGUUAGCACUGCUGCCUCAGAGUGCCAGGGACCUGGGUUUGAUUCCACUGCUGGGGGAGCUGUCUGUAAGGGGUUUGCAUGUUUUACCUGUGUCCACAUGGGUUUCCUCCUGCAGAUUAGGUGGUUUGGCCAUGCCAAAUUGCCCAUUGUAUUUGAGAUAAGAGGAACUGCAGAUGCUGGAGAAUCCGAGAUAACAAAGUGUAGAGCUGGAUGAACACAUUAGGCCAAGCAGCAUCAGAGGAGCAGGAAAGUUGAUGUUUC